AUGAGGGUACACUCUUCUCCGAUUCGAUCAGGAAAUAGUAACCACGGAACUCAACACCAUCAGGGAGAGUUGAAGGAUGCCAUAUGUUUAGAGGAAGAGAGAUUAUUCUGGAUCUCUUUGAGGAGGAUGCCCUUGUCUUUUGAAAAUCCAUCCUCUAUAUUUGUUUUUCUUGACGAUCAAUAUAUCUAUGAACCAUUUUGUCAUGAUUUUGGACCUGUAAAUAUUGGAUAUACCAUUAAAUUGUGUAGACAUGUCGAUCAUUUAUUGAAGACCACUGCGAAGAAAAUAUAUCUAGUCACAAGUUUUGAUAGCCAAAAGAGAGCUAAUGGAGCAUUCUUGGCAGUUGCCUACAUGCUCAUUACUCAUCAAAAAUCGCCUGAAGAGGCUUGCAGACCCUUUAACGCUGUUUACCCUCCUAUCAUUACCUUCCGAGACGCUUCUCAAUCUUUGUCAACAUUUAAUUUAACCCUAUUAGAUUGUUGCAAAGGAUUGGCAAAAGCCCUCUCCUUAAAUUUCCUAAAUUAUGAAUGCUUUGACACUGAGGAAUAUCUCAAACUUGAGAAGGUGGAGAACGGAGACAUUAAUUGGGUAGUUCCAGGUAAAUUCAUUGCAUUUUCUUCCCCGUCAAACAGAAGAAUUACAAGUGAUGGAUUUGUUCACUUGACUCCCGAUGAUUAUAUCGUUCCAUUCAAGCAAUGGAAAGUAACAGCAGUGAUUCGCCUUAAUCGACCUCUAUACGAUCGAAAGAGAUUUGUAAGCGCAGGAAUCAAUCACUAUGAUCUCUACUUCCCAGAUGGAAGCACACCUUCUGAAGAAAUUGUCAAAAACUUCUUGAAAAUAUGUGAAGAAGAAGGAGUUGUGGCUGUUCAUUGUAAGGCUGGUUUGGGACGAACAGGAACCAUGAUUGCUCUUUACAUGAUGAAGCAUUACAGAUUUACAGCAACUGAGGCAAUUGCAUGGCUUCGAAUUUGUCGACCAGGAAUGGUUAUUGGUGUUCAACAGCAUUACCUACAGGAAAAGCAGAACAAAAUGUGGAACGAGGGAGAACAAUUUCCAAAAGCAAUAUCGACUUUGCACACUCUCCAAGAAACCCUCUAUCCUCUGAAAACAGUGUCGCUUAAUGUUGCUUUUGAAAAAACAAGGUCCGAACGAUUUUUAGAACAUCAUUCAGCUAAACCCCAGCUCCCCCAAAAACCAAAGACUGCUUACACUCUUCCAAUAGAGCAAAUUAGAAAAGCACAAAAUGAUGAAAGAGCUCUGAAAUCAUCAAGAAGCCAUCCCCCUGAAACAAGUGAACCAUCUCCACUCACACCAAAGCGUUUGCAAUUGUCACAGUCCAAAGCAAGUUCGACACCUCCUACUCCUAAAGAGCCAGCAACACCUCCUUCGAAAAGAACAGAAAAUGAGUCGCUAUUGGACUCUGUGAAAGAUUCACCAAUAGCUCCUAUCAACAUUAGAUACGAAAAAAGAUCAAAAGAUUCAAAAAGUAAUACUAGAUUAAGUCCAAGCUCAAGGUCUACAACAGUUAAACCAAUGACCACUAAGGGUAUAGGAAGAAUAUUGCAGAGUCAAUCAUUGAGAGAAAAGGUUCAAAGAUCCCUCACACCUCCAAAAAACUUUUUCAAAACAUACAACCAUCUUGCAAACAAUAAUGUGACUAGCUCUCUAAAUCUUUCUGGAGAUAGUGCAAGUGCAUUGCAAAUUCCUCUCAAAAAAACUCAUCAUAUCGAAGCGUUCAACCACAAAUUCGAGAGAAAUCCUCGAGACAAUUUCCUACUUGUAUCUUCUCAUGAUGUUGAACGAGGAACAAACAAGUACCUGUGA
Messenger RNA from Naegleria fowleri, 1824 nucleotides. RefSeq lists its product as uncharacterized. The transcript is spliced from 4 exons. The record is from RefSeq and is a predicted model, not a curated record. Bases 1 to 1824 code for a protein of 607 amino acids. Gene Ontology annotation, molecular function: protein tyrosine/serine/threonine phosphatase activity. Lineage: Eukaryota; Heterolobosea; Eutetramitea; Acrasida; Naegleriidae. Gene Ontology annotation, biological process: regulation of exit from mitosis; microtubule cytoskeleton organization; positive regulation of cytokinesis.